AUGUCAUUAAUCGUAGCUGGCACCGAAAUGGGUGGUACAGGAUGUAAAGUAGCUAUCAGUGGUGAAAAUGGACAAUAUGAUAGUCAAUAUUCAUUACAAAUUCUGACAACAACUUCUGAAAAUACUUUAAAUGCAAUGUAUAAUUGGUUAGGAUCGAAAAAAUUAGAGCGACCAUUUGUUGCACUUGGUAUUGCCUGUUUCAGAUCUAUUGAUCUAGAUAAAACAAAUCUCAAUGAACCAAUUGCUUUUGAAACUGAUGUUAAUGCACCAACAGUGAUAGAAGUUGCACUUCAAGGUGAUGCAUCACUAGCAUAUAUUACUAUUGGAACAAGUUUGAUCAUUCAAAUUCUUUUCAUUUUCAAAUGUUGUUGUUUAAUUGGUUUUUUGCAAAUAGGUUAUGAUGGUAAUUGUCUAUAUCAUGAAUUAUGUAUUAAUGGUAUGUCAAAUGCGAAAUCUGUUGCUGAUCGUCUUGGUAUUUUACCAAAUGAGCUCAAUACAGUUCUUGCCGAUCCUCCUGUAUAG
This is a messenger RNA of Rotaria sordida, 522 nucleotides long. Lineage: Eukaryota; Metazoa; Rotifera; Eurotatoria; Philodinida; Philodinidae. The record is from the annotation of a GenBank genome assembly.